AUGUUGGAGAAGCGAAACUCUGUUGAACGCAGCAGAGGUGACACGGACGCCAGCAACAAGGACAUGGGCUCAACGCCCGCAGGCGCAGGCGCAGGCGCAACGGCAGGGCCUGGCGAGGCGGUGGCUGCUGCUGCUGCGGAAGAAAAAGAAGCCUCCGUGCCGCAGGAAGUAAUACGGAAUUCAGCCGCGAACUCUGUCCGGGAUGGCGGCUUUGGCGGCGACGACGACGAGAAGCGGGUAUCCACGGGCGGUGGUAACGAGACGAGGUCACCGUCACCGUCGCCUUCGAAUUCGGACUGUGAAUCGCAUCGGGAUGGCGGCAAGAAGGAUAGUCGCAAAGGAGUUAUUGGCGCGACAGUUGGUUUUCUCACGUGGACGCCGAGAAAGUUGCGAUAUGAUCCCGAGAAUCCUCCUCAAUUCACUCUCGGCCUCAACUUUCUGUUUGCAGUUGCGGCAACGUUCACCGUCGCCAACCUGUACUACAACCAACCGGUUCUCAACAGAAUCGCAGAGACAUUCAACGUCAGCUUCGAGAGGGCAUCGUCGGUCGCGACGCUGAUGCCUCAUCUGGGUGACAGCGAUGCUGGCCUAUCAUUCAUUGUCGGCGCCACAACAGUAACACCGCAACUCAUGCUCCCGCUCGUAGCAGACAUGGCGCCCCCCGAACGCAAAGCAAGCUCCCUCUCCAUAACGACAUCAGGCCUCAUGCUCGGCAUGCUCAUCGCGCGGCUGCUCUCGGGUAUCGUGGCGAACUACACCUCCUGGCGCAACAUCUACUGGUUCUCCUUCGGGGCGCAGAACCUGCUGCUGGUACUGCUCUUCUUCUUCGUGCCGGAUUACCCCUCGACGAACCCGGACGGGCUGAAUUACUUCCGCGCGCUGUGGACGAUUGUGACGAUGUUGUUCACGGAGCCGAUACUAGUCCAAGCAUGUCUGAUUGGAUUCUUCAUCAGUUCCAUCUUUACGUCCUUUUGGACGACGUUGACGUUCUUGUUGGCUUCGCCGCCGUAUGAGUACCCAUCCAUCACGAUCGGCCUGUUCUCGCUGAUCGGUAUCGCGGCGAUCUGCGGUGGGCCGGUGUAUGGACGAUUGAUUAUGGACCGAUACGUGCCGUGGCUGUCUUCUGUGCUCGGGCAGACGGUCAUUCUCAUCGGGUGUAUCAUUGGUGCUUUUACGGGUACUUUUACCGUUGCCGGCCCUGUGAUCCAGGCGAUUUGCAUCGAUAUGGGUAUUCAGACUGCGCAGACGGCCAACCGGACUGCGAUUUACACUAUCAACCCCAAGGCGAGGAACAGGGUGAACACGGCGUACAUGGUGUGCGUGUUUUGCGGCCAGUUGACGGUUGGAUUUAUCGGGUUGUCAUUGAUCAUCACCAUGCUCAAAGGCCCACGAGAGAAGAGCUGGAUCGGAUGGAGGGGCGGAUUCAAGCUGCGCAAAGACGCGCCGAAACAUCAGCCGGCCUCACCCGAAGAAUCACAGGGGCCGGUACAGGAGCCGGUGGAGAAAAGGACGGAUAUCGGCGCCGGUGGUGAGGGAAAUCGGCGGUGA
Colletotrichum tamarilloi is the source of this 1548-nucleotide messenger RNA. RefSeq names its product major facilitator superfamily transporter. The record is from RefSeq and is a predicted model, not a curated record. Lineage: Eukaryota; Fungi; Ascomycota; Sordariomycetes; Glomerellales; Glomerellaceae. The transcript is spliced from 5 exons. The coding region runs from base 1 to 1548 and encodes 515 amino acids. Gene Ontology annotation, biological process: transmembrane transport. Gene Ontology annotation, molecular function: transmembrane transporter activity.